Anopheles coustani is the source of this 1033-nucleotide messenger RNA. It is a transcript of the gene ND-30, whose product is annotated as NADH dehydrogenase [ubiquinone] iron-sulfur protein 3, mitochondrial. Lineage: Eukaryota; Metazoa; Arthropoda; Insecta; Diptera; Culicidae. Gene Ontology annotation, molecular function: NADH dehydrogenase (ubiquinone) activity. The record is from RefSeq and is a predicted model, not a curated record. The coding region runs from base 129 to 917 and encodes 262 amino acids. The transcript is spliced from 3 exons.
UAGAAUCCAGCGAAUUACAUAAAACAGUGUCGAAGGAUAAUUUUCCGACACACUCUUCUGGGCACGAAAAUCGGAUUGCCCCGGUUUGGUUAUCCUUCCGUGUUGGUAGUAAAUCUUCCGGUCACACCAUGGCCUCCAUCCUGCGCUCCUUUGCAUCGGCUGUCGCCAAGAGCGGUGUACUGAACGCCAAUGGUCUAACCCGGGCGGCACCGGCCGUAAUGCUGCGUUAUAAAUCGACCGAACCGGCAGCAGAAACGAGACCCACCGUCCGCAAACCGGAUGCCGCCGCUCGUUCGGAGCUAUCGGAUUUUGGCAAGUACGUUGCCGAGUGCCUGCCGAAGUACGUGCAGAAGGUGCAGCUAACGUCCGGCGAUGAGCUGGAGGUCCUGAUCGCCCCGGAAGGUGUCGUGCCGGUGCUGCAGUUCUUGAAGGAUCACCAUAAUGCACAGUUUGCCAAUCUAGUCGACAUUGCCGGUAUGGAUGUGCCAUCGCGUCCGCAUCGCUUCGAGAUCAUCUACAACAUUCUCUCGCUGCGCUACAAUUCUCGCAUUCGCGUGAAGACCUACACCGACGAGUUGACCCCGAUCGAUUCGUGCAAUGAGGUAUUUAAAGCGGCCAACUGGUACGAACGCGAAAUCUGGGACAUGUACGGAGUGUUCUUUGCGAACCAUCCGGAUCUGCGCCGCAUCCUGACCGACUACGGUUUCGAGGGACAUCCGCAGCGUCGCGACUUUCCGCUCAGCGGCUACGUUGAGCUGCGCUACGAUGACGAAAAGAAACGAGUCGUCUGUGAACCGCUUGAGCUGGCCCAGGAGUUCCGCAAGUUUGACUUGGCGGCACCGUGGGAACAGUUCCCCAAUUUCCGUAACGCCAAUCCGGCCUCCGAAGAGAUUGCUACAAAGCCGGCGGAAAAGUAAAUAGUGUUCAAAGAAACACACUGUACACGAUGGGCAAUUUGAGAGUAAUUGUGUUUGGUUGAUAGGAUGAAAUAUAACUGGAUAAUACUGUAAAAUCGUAUAUGAAGGUACUUCAA